AUGGCAGAUGUCAACAACUCCCGUCUUAUCCAGCUGGAUCAUUACAUUCCAUCAGACUGGUAUACACUCAUCACUGAUCCAAACAGGGCAGACCAUGCUUCUAAUGUGUUUUUUCAUAUUCUACCCAAGAAAGGAAAGUUGAAUGACACUUACCAAAAGCUCAAGACUGUUCCACAUCUAUAUACAUACCUUAAAGAAGAAAUACCUGAAGAGUUUCAUUACAGGCAUAACCAACGUGUCAUGCCGAUUUUCAUUGUCAAAGAAGAAGGAUGGACCAUUACAAAAAACAAGUCGAAAAUUGACAGUCGUGGUAACCAUGGCUACAGUAACCAAUUCCCUGAUAUGCACCCCUUUUUUCUUGCCCAAGGACCUGCAUUCAAAGAAAGCUUUGUUUCAGAACCAUUUGAAAAUGUGAAUAUAUACUCUCUUAUGUGUCAUAUUUUAUACUGGGCAUUGAACCAGCCCCAAACAAUGGUUCUUUAA
Molecule: messenger RNA, 483 nt
Organism: Porites evermanni
Lineage: Eukaryota; Metazoa; Cnidaria; Anthozoa; Scleractinia; Poritidae
Source: the annotation of a GenBank genome assembly